AAUAUUGUUUUAAUUAUUUAUGUACUAUAUACCUGCAUUAAACGUAUAAAAUUUUAUGUACCUGUGCCUUAGCCUUCAUUAUUGUUCCUAAUUUUAGCGUUUUGGAAACUUCUCUUGACGAUUACUGCGUCAGCCAAACACAGGUAGCGUAGAAUUGUAUUUGUAUGAGUGCAGAAGCGAUAUCCCCCGAGCAAUCAUUAGCCGCAAUAAAAGUGACACCGGUGAUUUCAAUAUAACUGGUCUUAAAUGCUUCGUUAACAAAGUCAAUAAAUAAUGGAUAGAUUCCUUAAAAAUCAUUCGCUUCUUAUCGACGGUUUAUAGAUUAAAUUUUCUUUUUUAGUAAUUUUCUCGGUUAGAGUUGGUUAGGUUACUUUACGUAAAACACACGUGGCCUUUAUUUUUAUCAACAAAGAGGUAGACUUAUUUUCAGAAUGAGAUGUCCUCAUGAAGUUAUUGUUACUUGCGAUAGUUCUAAUGAAAAUUGGAGUGCUGCGACAUGGGAUCCUUGUACUGGAUCACUUUCUUCUACGUAUAAGCAUGCCGGUACCCUAGGUCAUCAUUCGCUACAAUUAUUGAAGGAUUCUUACCUAAUAGCUUCGAGUGCCACUAAACCAAUAUUGCAUCUGUGGCCUUUAAAUAGUCAAACACCGAUACAGUUUCCAAGACUUGCAACGCCUGGUAGAGUUACAGCACUGUCCUGUACACCCAAUGGCUCAUAUAUAGCUGCAGCGAUAAACGAAAAGAUUUAUAUUUGGCAAUCCUGUAACGGUUUGUUAAUUAACUCUUUUGCAAGACAUUAUCAGACCAUAAGCUGCCUGAUAUUUAAUAAAGAUGGAUCUUGUUUGGCAAGCGGUGCAGAGGAUGGUUUAAUUUUUGUCUGGCUAUUAAGUCAGCUAACUAACGAAAAAGAGGUAAAAUCGUUGAGUUCUUUUUCUCAUCACUCGCUACCAGUUAAGGAUCUCUAUUUUGGCAAGGUUGGAUGCUUUGGUAGGUUGUGUUCCGUUUCGUUGGAUAGAUCAGCAAGAAUAUACGACAUUCAUGCUGGCUUAUUACUAUUAACAUUAAUUUUUGACAUUCCACUUGUAUCGGUUUGUAUGGAUAUCAUGGAGAAUAAUCUUUUUGUCGGUUCUUCGACUGGAUUAGUAAUGAUGUGCAACUUACGUCAUCCACCGAGGGGAAUAGAACAUCACGUAUCAUCGAAAGAUAAUGACAAGCUCAAGAUUUUUAAAGGGCACGAAAGUGGCAUUACCGCAUUAUCGGUAUCCAUUGACAAUAUAACUUUGCUCACUGGUUCUCUAGAUGGAUUUGUUUAUUUGUGGGAUAUUUUGAGCUCUCAAAUAAUUCUCACUCUUAAACACAAAGCACCAAUUAUAUCCGCAUUCUUUGCCACCGCUUACGACAAUUUUACCACAAACAAUUUUAAACCAAGUUUACAAGUUCGAUCGUUACACAAAGUUUCUAAUGCAGAAAGUAAGAACAAUUUUUUGGAAGUUUGUAAAAGGGAUCAAGAUGAUUCGUGGCUAUUAGAUUUUGAUUCGCAAUCAAGCAAUGGGAAUCGAUCACGCACAGAUUCAGAUGAUUCUAAAGAUCAACUUAACGAGGCUUUAAGUGAAAUUGAAAGAUUAAAGAAGAUCAACUCGGAUUUAUAUGAGUAUAGCGUUAGAAAUAUAUUUGACAGUAAAUCGAAUUCCAAUGAAGUAUAGUUGUUAUUGCAAAUAGACAAUACCAUUUAUGUCUACUGUCGUGUAUAUAUGUAAAUGUACCUAGAAUUUGUAAUAAAAGGCCUUGAAGUAAUGAAUUACUUAAA
Messenger RNA from Ceratosolen solmsi marchali, 1807 nucleotides. Its product is annotated as WD repeat-containing protein 18. Gene Ontology annotation, cellular component: nuclear pre-replicative complex; rixosome complex. Bases 432 to 1703 code for a protein of 423 amino acids. The transcript is spliced from 2 exons. NCBI's taxonomy places the organism in Eukaryota, Metazoa, Arthropoda, Insecta, Hymenoptera, Agaonidae. Gene Ontology annotation, molecular function: protein binding. Gene Ontology annotation, biological process: DNA-templated DNA replication; rRNA processing. The record is from RefSeq and is a predicted model, not a curated record.